Prorocentrum cordatum is the source of this 702-nucleotide messenger RNA. Lineage: Eukaryota; Dinophyceae; Prorocentrales; Prorocentraceae. The record is from the annotation of a GenBank genome assembly.
AUGUACGAGGGGUUUGAGGCCGGCCAUUUCGUGGUCUCCGUCUUUGCCUUCCCCGACCGGCUGGCGGAGGCCGCCAGGGCCGCCCUCGCGGUGCUGCAGAGCCCCGGCCAGCUGCCCUUCCUGGACCGCGAGGUCGAGGCCGCGAAGCGGGUCGUCGCCGAGCGCGAGAAGCGCGACCGGCGCGGCCGCGGCUACCUGGCGGGCAAGCUGAGGCGGUUACCCACCGGCGAGAGCGGGGCCUGGCUGGAGGAGGACCGCAGCAGAUCGUCGAGGCGAUGUCGGCGGACGACGUGCAGAAGGCGUGGGGCGCACUCACCGCGCUCGAGGACCCGACCCGUUCGUCGUGAUUGGCACCUCCGGGGGCCCCAUGGCACAGGCCGCGGUGCCGCCAGGCGCCGCCGUGCCGCGGCGGCCCCGCGCCGCGCCGGCGCGGCCGAGCGGGGGCCUCGCCGCCGCCGCGGACCUGAUCAGCCGGCUGGCCGGGCAGGAGACCGCCAGCCCGGCGCCGGCGCCGGCGCCUGCAGCUGCGAGCGGGAUGGAUUUCUUGGACUGAGCGUGGCGGGGCUCCCAGUUGUUUGUUUUGUCCAGGCGGGCCCCAUGCCGGCACUCUCUGCUCUUUGUGCUGUCCGGGCGGGCUCCACGCGUGGCACCGCCCGUGCACGUGGCGAGGGUCCGUGCCGCUGUUCGGCACGCGCUUUUUAA